Messenger RNA from Salarias fasciatus (jewelled blenny), 657 nucleotides. RefSeq names its product cytochrome b-c1 complex subunit 10-like. Gene Ontology annotation, cellular component: mitochondrial inner membrane. The record is from RefSeq and is a predicted model, not a curated record. Bases 76 to 258 code for a protein of 60 amino acids. The transcript has 3 exons. NCBI's taxonomy places the organism in Eukaryota, Metazoa, Chordata, Actinopteri, Blenniiformes, Blenniidae. Gene Ontology annotation, biological process: mitochondrial electron transport, ubiquinol to cytochrome c.
UAGCAGCAGACAGCGCGGGGUCCUCAAACAGCCAUCAAACACGAACGCGUUUGGAGGGAGAGGAAGAAGGUCAGCAUGGUCCAGAAAAUACUCAAUAAGUUCAUCGGAGCCAAGUACAUCACUGUUCUGAGGGCAUGGGUACCAAAUCUGGCAACAUGGGGAGUAGUUGGCGGCGUGGCGCUCGUCCACUUCACGGACUGGCGAUUAAUUCUCGACUAUGUGCCCUACAUUAAUAAAAAGUUCAAAAAGGAUGAGUGAAGUUAACCCUAAAAAUCCCUCCACCAAUUUGUUUCUGCCGACACUUUCACCACCACCACCCCCCUCCCGAACCCCCUCAGUGGAUGUAGUCAUGUCAGAAAUCCUUCACUUGUCUCCUCAGAAGACUGUUUCCGGCCUCAGACAGGACGAAUGCCACAUUCUGACAGAUGUGUUUGUGUACGCUGUGCUAAUGAAUGGGCCAUGUGUCUGCCUACAGGACCAGAGCUUGGGAAUGGGCUCGUGGGUGGAUUGCUUACACAGCGCAAGCUUAAAGUGGGAUGCCCUGUCUCCACAAUCAGUCACUGAGGGCUUGUUAGGAGUUUGGAAGCCAGGAUGCACUCUGUAUAAAUGCUGUUCUUGAUCCAGUGUUGUGAUAUGUCAAUAAAUCUUCUAAUUUAC